GAGGGCCCGCUCUUCCCUACAAAAUCGCCGUGCUUCAUACUUUGUCGCUAUUAUUCGGUGUCGCUUUAUUAGCGGAUACUUAAUUUGGCUAAGAACGACUGUAUCUUAGCCUUCGCCCGCUUCAUUUUCGGAUAUCAGCCUACCUUUGAUAUUGCCCACACUGAUCAAUCCCCGAAAAUGUUACCCCUAGGACUGCUCACGGCCGCCCAGGGCCAUCCAAUGCUCGUGGAACUUAAAAACGGCGAAACGCUGAAUGGACAUCUUGCCAAUUGCGAUAACUGGAUGAACUUAAUACUCAAAGAGGUUGUUCAGACCAGCCCAGAGGGUGAUCGGUUCUUCAGACUGCCGGAAGUCUAUAUCAGAGGAAACAAUAUCAAAUAUCUACGGAUCCCUGAAGAGAUUAUAGAGAUGGUCAAGGAACAACAGCAAAAUCAGCCUCCGAACCGCAAUCGUGGUGGACACUCUCACCGGGGCGACAGAGGUGAUCGGGGAGGCCGUGGUGGACGUGGACGUGGCCGCGGCCGCGGCCGAGGUGGCAGUUAAAGAUAUGCCCAGAACGUGAUAACAAGCGGCGUGAGAGAAAGAUAGAUACCCCGAGGAGAUGAUGUAGGUAAUUCAUGAGGUCCGUUGGGCGGGUUAGUCGAGCAUGAUCCUGGCGUAUCUGGCUCUUGUUUUUUUUUUUUUUUUU
Molecule: messenger RNA, 688 nt
Organism: Aspergillus pseudotamarii
Lineage: Eukaryota; Fungi; Ascomycota; Eurotiomycetes; Eurotiales; Aspergillaceae
Product: U6 snRNA-associated Sm-like protein LSm4
Exons: 3
Coding region: 178-543 (121 amino acids)
Biological process (GO): mRNA splicing, via spliceosome; nuclear-transcribed mRNA catabolic process; spliceosomal snRNP assembly
Cellular component (GO): U6 snRNP; spliceosomal tri-snRNP complex; P-body
Molecular function (GO): U6 snRNA binding
Source: RefSeq, a predicted model, not a curated record